This is a messenger RNA of Cajanus cajan (pigeon pea), 2438 nucleotides long. Its product is annotated as cation/H(+) antiporter 4. Gene Ontology annotation, biological process: proton transmembrane transport; regulation of pH. Gene Ontology annotation, cellular component: endomembrane system; membrane. The record is from RefSeq and is a predicted model, not a curated record. Gene Ontology annotation, molecular function: antiporter activity. Lineage: Eukaryota; Viridiplantae; Streptophyta; Magnoliopsida; Fabales; Fabaceae.
AUGGGGACAUAUGAUCUCAUAACAAGCAUAAACAAUACAAUUUUCAGUUCAGUGGUUUUUGACGAGUACAAUUCAGACCCAAACAGAAGAUAUGUUUUAUAUAAUGUUUCCAUUGAAAUGCCAGCCAAGAUAGUAUCAGAUGGCAUGUGGGGUAACACAACCUAUGACGCAUUACCUAACAGAGCCACAAUGCCAUUGUUGCAGUUCCAAAUUAUCAUCAUUUUCCUCAUCACGCAAUGCUUUCAUACGAUUCUUAAGGGCCUGGGGUUCCCUUAUUUCGUUUCACAAAUGAUGGCUGGGUUUGUUCUAGGCCCUUCUCUGAAGAUAGAGGCAUUGGUACCAUACAAAAACAUGUUGUUUGCUAACGGGAGUGAAGACAUAUUGAGCCUAACAUCAGGAAUGGGCUACACAAUGUUCUUAUUUCUAAAUGCGGUGCAAAUGGAUUUCAGCAUGAUAACCAAAACGGGAAGGAAAGUUUGGGCAAUCGCUCUUUCCUCCUUGACGAUUCCAACGAUAGUUGGUCUUAGCCUAAGUUACAAAUUCAUGGAGAACUUGCAAAAAACCUUUGGAGAGUUCAAUGGAGAAAAAUUCCCUGUGAUAAUAAUGAACCACACUGGUUGUUCUUUUCCUGUGAUAGCUUCUCUUCUCUCUGAUCUUCAGAUUUUGAACUCAGAACUUGGACGCUUAGCUCUCUCAUCAGCCCUUGUUAUGGAUGUGAUAAGCCAAAUUAUGACAGGUUUAGGCACUACUAUUUCAAGCAGCCUUAGAACUGACUCUCAUGAUCAUGAACUAGGCAAGGGACCUAAACUUGCCCUCUACAAUGCCCUAAAAUUCAUUGGUUUUGUGUCAGUUUUGAUUAUUCUUGUACACCUCAUAAUGAGGUGGAUUGUCAAGAUCACACCCGAAGGUAGGCCUGUGAAGAAAGCAUACACCUAUCUAGUGAUCCUCAUGACCCUUGCUGCUGGCUUGUUUGGAGUAUUUACAAACCAGACUGUGUUAGCUGGGAUAGUACUCCUUGGUCUUCUUGUGCCAGAAGGUCCUCCCUUGGGGUCUGAAUUAAUUAAGCAGUUUGAAUUGUUCAACACGUGGUUCCUUUUGCCUAUCUUUGUCACAUGUUGUGCAAUGAAGGUUGAUAUUUCUGUGCACAUUAGUGGCACCUUGAUUCUCGUUGUGGUUGUUGUAGUUGUGGUUGUGCAUUUGCUUAAGAUGCUCAUAACCAUUGGAGUUUGUCAUUAUUGCCACAUACCCAAAAUAGACGCUUUGUGUCUCGCUAUGUUAUUGAGCACCAAAGGUGUCGUGGACUUUUGCACACAAGUGUUUCUAUUUGAUUCCAUGUUAAUGAGCGUGGAAAUAGUGUCCAUGAUGGCUAUAUCAGUUUUGGUGUUAGGAAGCAUUGCACGCAUUGGGGUGAAAGCCUUAUACGACCCAUCAAGGAAAUACGCGGGAUAUCAAAAAAGGAACAUACAAAACUUGAAACCCAAUUCAGAGCUUCGGAUGGUGGCAUGCAUCUGCAAACCAAGGCACAUAAUGCCCAUCAAAAAUGCCCUUGACAUUUUCUACCCUACAACAAGCAACCCUUUGGCGGUUCACGUCUUGCACCUCAUGGAGUUAAUUGGCAGAUCCUCUCCCAUCUUCAUCUCACACAAUCUCCAAGAACGUGUUGGUUUGCAUUACAACUUCUCUAAAGAUGUCAUUGUCACCUUCAACCUCUUCGAACAUGACAAUGCUGGAACCGCAUCAGUUAGUACCUACACAGCCAUAUCUCCCCUACGCUUCAUGCAUGAUGACAUAUGUUACCUUGCAUUGGACAAACUCGCAUGCAUCAUCCUUCUUCCAUUUCACAUUAGAUGGAGUAAGGAUGGUUCCGUCGAAUCAACAGAUGAGAAUGUUAGGACUUUGAACUUGAAGGUUCUUGAAAGAGCACCAUGCUCUGUGGGGAUUCUUGUGAAUCGACCAAGUUCUUCCAACGCUUGCAUGAAGCAAAUAGCCAUGAUUUUUUUGGGGGGUCCUGAUGAUAGGGAGGCAUUGUGCUUGGCUAAGAGGACCAUCAAAGAUUGUGCGUAUAACUUGGUUGUAUACCACUUAGCUUCGACUGAGAGUGAGCUAAGUUGGGACAAGAUGUUGGAUGAUGAGGUGCUGAAGAGUGUUAAGGGUUACCACGAGAAGAUUGACAAUGUGACUUAUGAAAAGAUAAUCAUUGAGGACCCUUCUAAGACUACUGCUUUUGUCUCUAAGAUAGCAAAUCAACAUGAUGUUUUCAUAGUUGGGAGACGAAAUGGGAUCAAAUCCUCUCAAACAGCAGCACUUGAGAAUUGGACUGAGUUUUCUGAGUUGGGUGUAAUUGGAGAUUUGCUUGCUUCCCCGGAUACCAAUACUAAUGCUUCAAUUCUUGUUGUGCAACAACAAAAAUUCCCAAGCCGUGGUUAAGAGACAGAGAU